Molecule: messenger RNA, 3729 nt
Organism: Fusarium tjaetaba
Lineage: Eukaryota; Fungi; Ascomycota; Sordariomycetes; Hypocreales; Nectriaceae
Product: myosin light chain kinase smooth muscle
Exons: 3
Coding region: 1-3729 (1242 amino acids)
Source: RefSeq, a predicted model, not a curated record
AUGCAUUUCAUCAAGGCCAUUGUUUGGGGUAUAUCCCUUGCUGCUGUCAACGCAGCUGCUUUGCCUGCCGAUGGAUCUGGUGUCUCUACCUGCGAGUACUCCGGCGGCGACCGAGCCUGUGAAGCUCAUUGCAUCGAGAAGGGCAAGACCUUUGUGUCAUGUGCACCUGAGUGCACAUGCUCCGGCCGCUUGGGCAAUCCUCUGAGACGCCUUGUCAAGAGGAAGACCACCUCUUCUGCCAAGCCUACCACUGUCAAGGUCCAGGCCACUACUUCCAAGAAGGCCACCACCACUUCUAAGCCUGCUACUACAUCCAAGCCUGCUACGACAUCUAAGAAGCCUACUACAACCUCAAAGCCCGCUACUACCUCGAAGCCUGCUACUACCUCGAAGCCUGCUACCACUUCCAAGAAGCCUACCACCACUUCGAAGCCAGCCACUACUUCCAAGCCAGCUACAACUUCUAAGAAGCCAACAACCACGUCUAAGCCUGCUACAACCUCCAAGCCUGUGACCACUUCCAAGAAGCCCACCACUACUUCGAAGCCUGCUACAACCUCUAAGCCUGCUACCACUAGCAAGCCUGCUACCACUAGCAAGCCUGCUACCACGUCUAAGCCUGCUACCACGUCCAAGCCCGCUACCACGUCCAAGCCUGCUACCACCUCCAAGCCUGCUACUACCUCAAAGCCUGCUACUACCUCGAAGCCUCCCACCACAACCUCCAAGCCUACUACAACUUCCAAGCCUGCGACAACAACCUCCAAGGCUUCAUCGAGCUCAUCUUCAUCCAGCACCAGCUCCAAGGCCUCUACUUCUACUAGUGCCCCUGCUUCCUCUAGCAAGGCUUCCACCUCCAGCAGUGCUCCCGCUUCUACAAGCAAGGCUUCAACCAGCACAAGCUCAGCUGCAGCUUCCACUAGCUCUUCCGCUGGUGUCUCAUCCUCCGCUGCUGUCUCGUCUUCCUCCGCUGUUAUCUCAUCUUCUUCUGCUGCUGCCUCAACCAGUGCUGCAUCCAGCCAGGCCACUGGUGCCCCUGCUGGCGGUGUCACAACCUCCACUUCCGAUGAUGAUGAGUCCACCACCAGCACUCCUGCUAGCCAGUCUUCCAGUGUUGCCGCUUCUUCAAGCACUGCUGUGACUUCAGAUGAGUCUGACGACGAGACUACCACUGCCGUCUCCUCUACUUCUGCUGGUCAGUCUUCUUCCGCUGCCGCUGCUGGCACCACCACUACCGAGGCCGACGAGGAGACCACUAGCUCUGCUGCUGCCGGAGCUACUACCUCCUCUGCUGCUGCCGGUACUACGUCCGAGGCUGAUGAUGAGACCACCUCAACAUCUGCUGCUGCCGGAGCUACUACCUCCUCUGCUGCUGCCGGUACUACCUCUGAGGCUGAUGAUGAGACCACCUCAACAUCUGCUGCUGCCGGAGCUACUACCUCCUCUGCUGCUGCCGGUACUACCUCUGAGGCUGAUGAUGAGACCACCUCAACCUCUGCCGCUGCUUCUACCACUGAUACCGAUGAGGAAACUAGCACUUCGGUUGCUGCAGGCACCACCACUUCUGCGAGCGCUGGUUCUUCCACCUCAGUUGCUGAUGAUGAGACAUCCAGCGUUACUACCUUUGUCACCCUGACCCGCACCACCAGCACUGCUGAUGAGGAGUCUACCUCUGAGAAUCUCACCGGUGCCCCUGCUGGAAUCUCUACCACUUCUUCUGCCGCUGACGAGGAGUCAUCCACUCAGGCCGCUUCUUCUACAUCGGUCGCUGAUGAUGAGACUACCUCCAGCCAAGCCGCUUCGUCUACCUCUGCUGCCGAUGACGAGUCCACCAGCCAGGCUGCUUCCUCUACCUCCGCUGCUGUCUCUACCACUUCCGUCGCUGACGAGACCACUAGCCAGGCCGCUAGUAGCACAUCUGCUGAUGAGGAGUCUUCUACUCAGGUUGCCUCCACCAGCUCUGCUGUUGAGAGCACUAGCCAAGCUGCUUCCUCCACAUCGGUCGCUGAUGAUGAGACUACUUCCAGCCAGGCUGCCUCCUCUUCUACAGCUGCUGAUGACGAGACUACUAGCCAAGCCGCUGCCCCAACUUCUUCUUCCGCUGAUGCGUCCACCAGCCAGGCCGCUUCAUCCACUUCUGUUGCCGAUGACGAGACUAGCUCUGCUGCCGCCUCUACCUCAUCUGAUGCUGGGACAUCUUCCUCCGCUGCUGGCGUUUCAUCCACUUCAGCCGCUGAGACAUCUUCUUCCGUUGUCGAGUCUAGCAGCUCUCCUGCCGCCUCCACUUCGGCUGAUCAGACCUCUUCCUCCGCCGCCGCCGAGACCUCGUCUUCUGCUGCUGCCACCUCCAGCUCUGUUGCUGCUGAGUCUUCUUCAUCUGCUGCUGAGUCUUCCUCCGCUGCUGCCUCUAGCACUUCCGCUGCUGAGACAUCCUCUUCUGUGGCUGAGUCUACCUCCGCUGCUGAGUCUACUUCCGCUGCUACUUCAACUUCCGCUGCCGAGAUCUCUUCUUCAGCUGCUGAGACCUCUAGCUCUGCCGCCGCCUCUUCUUCUUCUUCUUCUUCUUCUUCUUCUUCUUCAGCUGCUGAAACUUCUUCCUCCGCCGCUGCUGAGAGCUCGUCUUCUGCUGCAGUCACUUCCAGCUCUGUUGCUGCUGAGUCUUCUUCAUCUGCAGCUGAGUCUUCCUCCGCUGCUGCCUCUAGCACUUCCGCCGCCGAGACCUCUUCUUCAGCUGCUGAGACAUCUUCGUCCGCUGCCGCCUCUAGCACCUCUGCCGCUGCUUCAACCUCCGCUGCUGAGACAUCCUCCUCUGCUGCCGCCUCUUCUUCAUCUGCUGCUGAGACUUCGUCAUCCUCUGCUUCUGUCUCUUCUUCAUCUACUGCUGAGUCUACCUCUGCUGCUGCUUCAACUUCCGCUGCCGCUUCAUCCUCAUCAGCGGCUGAGACCUCCUCUUCUGCAGCUGCCUCCAGCACCUCUGCUGCUGAGACCUCUUCUUCAGCUGCUGAGACUUCAUCAUCCUCUGUUGUUGCCUCCUCUAGCACCUCUGCAGCUGAGACCUCUAGCUCUGCCGCCGCGUCUUCUUCGUCAGCUUCUGAGACCUCCAGCUCUGCAGCUGAGACUUCCUCUUCUGCUGCUCCUACCUCCAGUACCUCUGCUGCCCAGACCUCUUCUUCAGCCGCUGAGACUUCCUCCUCUUCUACUGCUGCCGCCUCUUCUUCAUCAGCUUCUGAAACCUCUAGCUCUGCUGCCCAGACCUCUUCUUCUGCCGCUGAGACUUCCUCUUCUGCCGCUGCUACCUCUAGCACCUCUUCCGCUGGAGCUACAUCUACUUCAGCUUCUGAGACAUCCUCCUCAGCUGCUCAGACCUCUAGCUCUGCCGCUGAGACCUCUUCUUCCUCUGCCGCCUCUUCUUCAUCAGCGGCUGAGACCUCCUCUUCUGCCGCCGCCUCCAGCACCUCUUCAGCUGGCGCUACAUCUACUUCAGCUUCUGAGACAUCCUCCUCAGCUGCUCAGACCUCUAGCUCUGCCGCUGAGACCUCUUCUUCCUCUCCCGCCGCCUCUUCUUCAUCAGCAUCUGAGACCUCCAGCUCCGCUGCUGAGACCUCCUCUUCUGCUGCUGAGACCUCCUCUACUUCCGAGACUUCCAGCCAGCCCACGACCUUUGCCACAAGCACACGAACUGAGUCGGAGUCCUCUACAUCUGAGGCUGCUACCACCACUACUGCCUAG